Molecule: messenger RNA, 3451 nt
Organism: Haplochromis burtoni (Burton's mouthbrooder)
Lineage: Eukaryota; Metazoa; Chordata; Actinopteri; Cichliformes; Cichlidae
Product: adenosine receptor A1
Exons: 3
Coding region: 383-1345 (320 amino acids)
Biological process (GO): G protein-coupled adenosine receptor signaling pathway
Cellular component (GO): membrane; dendrite; synapse
Molecular function (GO): G protein-coupled adenosine receptor activity
Source: RefSeq, a predicted model, not a curated record
ACACACACACACACACACACACACACACACACACACACACACAAUACACACUUAAUGCAAGUGAAACUCUUGCUGCAGGAUGCUGCAGGAAUCAAAGUCCCUCCCCUUGAUUUUAUGACUUGUGAGAGAGUGAGUUGGUGAGAGCGAGAGAGUAGAGGACGUAGAAGAGUGGUGAUGCAGGGUAUCCAGUCCUGUCCAGAGCUUGAAUGACAUUCUGAGGUUCAGUUCUUCACCAUGCCACCAUGAGCAUAAGCUCCACUCACUGUGAAAAUGGCACAAAUAGGAAAUUCCUCCAGUCAGGUAAGGAACAUAAAUAAUGAUAAAUGGAAAGUCUGAACUAAAUGUAUUUCUUUAAGAUAAGUGGGAUCUGUGAAGUGUAAUAAUGACUUCCUGUCCUGUCCAACCUCACGAGCACAUGGAUAUGGUGUACAUCUCCAUUGAGACCACUAUUGCUCUGGCCUCUGUGGUGGGGAAUGUACUGGUGGUGCUGGUGGUGUAUGAAAACCGGGCUCUCCGCAACGCAACCUUCUGCUUCAUUGUGUCUCUGGCCAUGGCUGACAUCGCUGUGGGACUUUUGGUCAUCCCUCUAGCUAUCGUUAUCAGUGUGGGAUAUUACACUCAGUUCUACACAUGCCUCUUCCUGUCUUGCCUGAUUCUGAUGAUCACCCAGAGCUCCAUCUUUUCCCUACUGGCAAUAGCCAUCGACAGAUAUCUGCGAGUCAAAAUUCCUACCAGGUACAGCAUCAUAGUGACUAAUGGGCGAGCGUUUGUGGCAAUUUGUCUCUGUUGGAUUCUUUCCUUCCUCACUGGAUUGGUUCCGAUGAUUGGCUGGAAUAACCGGGAUACCGCAAACCGCAGCAACGCCAGUGAAAUAUGCUGCCAGUUCACCGCUGUUAUAAGGAUGGACUAUAUGGUGUACUUUAAUUUCUUUGUCUGUGUGGCACCACCACUGCUGAUAAUGAUCACUCUGUAUGUGGAGAUCUUUAGGGUCAUACGGAAGCAACUUAACCGCCGUGCUGAGGCCACCUGUGAUGGAGACAAGUACUUCCGGAAGGAGCUGAAACUAGCCAAAUCGUUGGCCUUGGUGGUGUUUCUCUUUGCUUUGUGCUGGCUCCCAAUACAUAUCAUGAACUGCGUGACUUUAUUUUGCCCAAAUUGUAUCAAUCCGAUAGCCUCAAAGGUAGGGAUUUUCAUGUCCCAUGUAAACUCGGCUCUUAACCCGCUGGUUUAUGCAUUCAAGAUGAAGCAUUUCCGUGCCACACUCAUCCAAAUCAUUCGCCGCUGCAUGUUAUGUAAACCCUUAGAAGCGACCGCAUACCCUACAAGCACAGUAGUCCUAAAUUAGAGAGUGAAUUUAAGUGUAAAAAAAAGGACUGCGAUAUUUCUGUUCUUGGUUUCCAGUGAUGGUGUAUCAACAAUACUAAUGGGAUUACAUGAUAUAUGGAACUGAUAAGGAAAAUAAACCCAUUAGCUGGAAUAACACAGCACUUCACUGAGUCUUGGGAAACACCCAUAUCUUAACCAUUUACAUUUCUGUGAGUUUCAUUAGAAUAAACCAAGGUUGCAGUGAGAAAAACUGAAAGAAAAUUAUAUCUUCAUCAGUCUGGCAUUUGAUUUGUUUUGUUUUUGUUAUUAAGUUCUUUCCUUACUGAUUCAUAUUGAAUUUUUUAAUCAUUGUAAUGUGCUGUAGAUAAACAUCAUAAAUGAUGCAUUCAAUAUUUCAUGCUCAGAAUGCUUCAAAGUGGAAACAAGAGAUGUAUUUCCCAUUUUAACAAAAUACAUUUUACUCAGUGAGAUGUUGCAGGUAUGUCUUAGACAUUGCCAAAGUUAUUAUAUUUCAAGGACAUUAUCCAUGUUUGUGCGAAAGCCAGUGGCAUUCCAUAGUGGGCGAAAUAUUGCAAUAUGUGCCAAAGUGGUCGACUGACUUAUAAAUGAGAUUAGAUUCAUUGCAAAGAUUGAAUUUGGAAAACCACAUACUAGAUGCUUGAUGAGUCACAUGAACACAGUCAGAAGAGUGAAGAGAUUUACUGGCAUAAUAUCAAUACAGAGUGCAGUUUGUUCUCUGGGUUUCACAUAAACAGUUCAAUAUAUGCUGAGAUGAAAAGGCUCUGCCUUGAAUGCAAAUUAAUCAAUUCAGGCACUACACCAAAUGAGACAAAAACUCUGCCAAUAUCAAAGCCUUUCAGCCAUAAGUCUUUAUCAUAGGAUGCAGGGACUUCCUCAGUGAAUUCACAUAGUUGAGGCCAUAUUUCACAAGCUGUGGCAGAAUGGUGAAAAGGCUCUGGCGCAUUUAAAGAAAUUAACAACAGAGCAUUAUGUUCAAGUGAUUUAUUCCAACUCCAAGGCUAAAGCUUCUGCUAAAGCCGCAUCGGUUCUGCAUCGUCAUCAGUUUGACCUCAGGACUACAUCCACUCAGUACUUAAUACAUAAAAGCGGUAUAAUCCUUUUAGAAUAUUAAAUGAUUUUCCAUUUGAUAUGCUCAGAACACCAGGCUUUGUGUUAAAACAAUGGGGUUCAAAAAGGUAUUUAAUUAUCGCUCAACAUGUCAAUAUGUACUAUAUAUUACCAUCUCUAACCUUCAUCCUCGCUGAGGGAUUUGAAACUGCUGAGUGUGGUCUAAUCCCCAGCACUCAUCUUAGAGAAGCAGGUACCGCAUAACCAACCUGGCAUUUACUGCCUUUGCACCACACAGCCCUGUGAGCACUGGCCUAACAAUAUCUACAGUAGAGAGGUAAAAGCAUGGUGUAAGUAGGAAGUGUCUAUCGUGACUUCAUCACACAGAAACUGAAAUCUUCGCAAGCAACAGAAUUUUGCAUGCCCAACCAACUAUAAGAUGGCUGACACUCAUAGAGAAGGAGAGGAACAAGGGGAAGAACAAGAUCUAGAGGCUCCAGAAGAAGAGAUGGACGAACAUAAUGCUUUGCUACACUUAAGCAAAUACCGUGAAGCUCAGUUUGCAAAACCGUGGGAGCAGUGGACCUUCAGAGAUAAAGCAAACUAUUACAUGGACCGCAUCUUCCUUGGGCUUUUGGUCACUUUUUUGGUCAUUUUUAUUGGAGAGUGUGGCUAUAAAAUCUGGUACUUGACAAACGUGAAUGCGAUUGUGGAGUUUGUUUCAGAUUUGGUGGUCUUUUUGUUCGAUUGGCUCUUCACGCAGGACAGACAGGAGCAGGUGGCUGAACUAUAGGCUGCAAUGAAAGGAUUACUUGAUUUGGUCUUUUUUUGUGUGUAUUUUCUGCAAUGUUUAAAACACAAAACAUCACUAGAGAAUUUGUCUGCAUCUUAGUAAGGAAUUUUUGUAAUAUUACCAGUACCUGAGCACUAUUUCUGAUCAUUUUUGAUGGAAGUAAACAUAUUGAAUGAGCUGUCUCACUGUCAUGCACUUCAAUGAUUUGUACCAUGUGUUUUUUCCCCCAAACCAACUAUGUAAUUAAAAAAAUUAUUAAUUUCA